AUGCUCACAAAACCUUGUCUAUGGUUGAAAGAUCCAGAUAGUGGAAAUAAACGUGUUGUAAACUUUCAUAAUUCAAAAUUAGACUGUUCUAUUCCUCGUUAUGAAUAUGCAGCAGCUACCAUAUUAAUUGCUGUAACUGGUAAAAAUAAACAAUCAAUGAAUGUUAUCCUUAAGGAUAUUAUUGAUCGAUGGAUGACUGUAGACUCACAUGAAGUAUUCGAUGAACAUUUACUACAACUUAUUCCAUUAGAUUAUAUCGCAUAUGUAUUUAUACCUAAAAAUAUAUUUCAAUCACUCACUCCGAAAGCUCAACAAUCAGCUAAAGGAGCUUUCAAAGACGCUCUUUUCAAUAAUAAUCAUGAUAUUGAUCUUAGUUUAAUUAAACUAGGCAGUAUGAUUCCCUUAGAUGCAACUAGUAAACCUUAUCAAAAAUUUGUACUUGAUAAAAUAAUUGUUAUUACAAUUCCAACCUCAAAGUCUGAAGAACUGAUUGUUUUACUAAUAACCAUUUCUCAAUCAUAUACACUAUAUUGUCUUGAUAAAGCUCAAACAUCAAAUAAUCCUGAAUUGACUUAUAUUUAUGGACAAGCUAUGAGUAGUGGCAUGAUGUUAACAAUAUCUAAUGAAGAGAUUAGUCCAGAAAAAGAUCAAUCUACUCUUCGAUGUCUCAUUUAUUAUGUUGCUAAAAAAUGA
Molecule: messenger RNA, 693 nt
Organism: Rotaria sp. Silwood2
Lineage: Eukaryota; Metazoa; Rotifera; Eurotatoria; Philodinida; Philodinidae
Source: the annotation of a GenBank genome assembly